AUGUCUUAUUGGCAACCACCGCCACCUCCUCCACCUCCGCCACCUCCUUCACAUAACUAUGGAAAUCCGGGUCCAUCGCAUCCAAUGAACUUUGGAUAUCCACCACCAAUGGGAGGACCUCCGUCAAUGGGAGGACCUCCGCCAAUGGGAGGACCUCCGAUGCAUUCGAUGGGAGGACCGCCGAUGGGAGGAAUGCCACCGAUGCCAGGACCACCGCCAAUGCCACCACCACCGCCAAAUCGUCACGACAUGCCUCCGUUUCGUCAUGAUAUGCCUCCUCAUCCACAUCGUCACGACAUGCCCCCUCAUCCACAUCGUAAUGACAUGCCUCCUUAUCCAAAUCGCCAUGAUAUGCCUCCUCAUCUAAAUCGCCAUGAUAUGCCACCUCAUCUUAAUCGGCACGACAUGCCACCUCAUCCAAAUCGACACGAUAUGCCUCCUCAUCCGAAUCGCCACGAUAUGCCUCCUCAUCCGAAUCGCCACGACAUGCCUCCAUUCCGUCAUGACAUGCCUCCUCAUCCCCAUCGCCGUGAUAUGCAUCCACCACAUCGUCAUGAAAUGCAUCCUCCCCAUCCACGCCACGACAUGCCGCCACAUCCUCGUCAUGAUAUGCCUCCGAUGGAGCUCAGAGAGUUCGGAGAGUGGACUGAGCAGACAAGUUCUACUGGCCGGAAGUACUUUUACAACAAUAGAACAGAGGUCAGUUAUUUUCUUACAUCUAGCCAUUCAAAUAUUUCAAUUCAUGUCGAAGAAAACUUCAUGUCUUUUUUGAAGCGUAAAACUCUUGAACUCUUUUCAAAAAAUGCUCUACGUCUUGAGCCAUUUCAAAGUUAGAAUAUCCACCAUUAGAAACGCUUUUUGGAAAAAUCAACAAUUACAUUAUGGCUUGUACAUGUCAAAAAAAAAUAUUGAAUAAUCACAUCGGAAAGAAUUCAAACUGUCUUCAAAAGAGCGUCAAAAUCAUAACGCCAUCUCUUUCUUGUUUUUCGUACUUGUCCAAUCUCGAACUCAUCGAUCUCUUUUCUCAAGGUUUUCUCGAUUGAUAUAAUAUAAAUAAGUGUUACAAUAAAUUUUGAAGCGUUUCACAACGGCUUUGACUAGUUUAAGACACUCAAUUAUUUUUGGAUGCUUAUUAUUGAGUACUUUUUGAGUAAUUUGCAAAGUACAAUUUUGAUCAAUUUCAUAAAGUACAGCAAAACAAAUUCACAGUCUUCAUUUCUCACGUGAAAAAAUUUUGUUUGACGAAUCCAUUCGCACAACUGCUUGAACACCGGCUAAAGUCCGUUCUUUCAGAUUUCACAAUGGGAUAAACCACGCGAAUGGAGAGAAUAUGAGCAAAGAAUGGUUCGAGACCGCAUGGGACCUCCUCCGCCAGAACAUAAUCGAUUUCAGGUUUUUGAAAUUUCGGUUUUUGAUAAUUUAGGUAUUCGCUUCAGAAUAUGCCACCUUAUCCACCUCCAAAUCCUCCGAAUCCUCCAAUGCCGCCUCCGCCUCCUUUUUCAUUCAACAUGCCGCCACCGCAGAACUUCUGUGGACCUCCGCCGUUUGCUCAACCGCCUCCUCCUUUCGGUCAAUUUCCAACACCAAUGCACCGUAAGCUUUCAUUUUGAAACAAACAAAUGUUUAAACCACCAUUUUGAAAAUCUGUAAACUACAUCGAGUAUUCUCGUUGGUUGUCAUUAUUAUGUUAGUUUUUGAUCCUAUCUUCUUCCCAAAAAAAUCUUAUUUCAAACUAUCAGUUACAUGAGUUAAAAAAAACUUUAAUGAAACCGGGUUCCCGAAAAAAACAUUUUUUAAUCAUUUAAUUCACAAGUCAUCACUAGGGAAAAAAGGAAAAUCAUUUUUUUUUCUUUUGAAGAAUUCUCUCGAGUUAUAACGUUUCAUCGAAAAUUAAGAUAGAAGGAAAACAUAGCUCGAAUGAAAAAUUUACAAGAGAUGCUAAACACCAGCUUUUCAGCGCCUCCGCCGCCGUUCUUUCAAGGAAUGUUCCCUCCGCCGCCACCCCCGAAUGUGCCACCUCCGAAUGCGCCACCUCCAACUCCGCCAAAACCAAUGUAAAUCAAAUAUUCUUUCGAACUUGCUUAUAAUAUUGAUUUCAGCGUCAAACUGACAGUUGUUUCUCCCACACCAGUCCCUCCCAAGCCUGUGGCAGCUCCGCCAGUGCCUCCCAAAAUUCCAACUUUGACUAAAACAGUAAGAAAAUAUUGAAAAUCUCAAAACUUUGAAGUUCAGCCUUCCAAACCCGCGGUGCCGAUCAAAAAUACUCCGACUCCGGUGACGUCGGGUCAAAAACCUGUGACGACCUCUUCACAAUCGGUUUUUUGAUUUUACUUCUCCAGUCCAUCCAUCAAGAAUUGAAAGACGAGGGAAACGUAGAAGUGUGCGGGACGCUGUUCUUGACCCGAUCCAAAUCAAUGAAUGGAUCACAAUAAAUAAAAAGAGCUAUAAACAAGCUUUAAAAAUAGUUGUUGACGGUUGAAUUGAUCUUGUGCUGAGAACCGCAAACGUUACGCGUUCCGCUCCCUUUUCCGCCUCCCUCGCCUUUCAAGCGGGAAAAAAUUGGUUAGAGUUUGAAAAACAUUCCAAUAUCAAUUUAGGCACAGAAAAAUGUUCCACAAGCGCCAAGUAAUUUGCAACACAAGCCCACAAUUUCUUUGGGGCCAUCUCCAGCAACCAAGUCAAAGUGAACUUUUAGAAAUUGAAAUUUGUUCCCAUUUGAAGAGGCUUCAGAAAGAAGUUAUUUUCAGAGAAAAACACAAAGAACACAAAGAACAUAAAGAACGACAUCGAGAAAAAGAGAAGGAGAAACAUGAACGACACAAACAGAAAGAACGGGAACGUGGGAAGGAACGAGAGAAGCAUCAUCAUAAGGAAAAAGAAGAAAAAGAGCGCCAUGCCUUGAAAAGGUAGGAGUUUUUCUAUUUACAUUACAACUGAAUGCUAGGAUAUUUCAAUUUAAAACUCAAAAAUUAUUUUAAUAUUGUUCCAAAUUUUUUUAGAAGCCACGCUUCUCAUCAUUCUGUGCCUGGUGCCUCGUCUUCAUCCCGACAUGGCCACUCGGCAAAACGAGUAAGUUCCAAAAAAACAUUCAUAAUGAAAAAAAUUGUUCUUUCGUUGAUUUUUUUCGGUUCAAACUUAUAAUUAUUAAGCCAUGCGUUGGUCGUGAUGAAAAAACAAUGAAAGGAACGGAAAAAGGACAGCCCGGAAUCCCUCAAGAGCUCCUGAGAGAAAUCCACGUCAAAGUAGACGAACUGGAAGGCCCUGCUUCUCCUUCGCCACCCAAUCGCUCUUUCUCACCAACAGAGGCGGUCGCAGAAGUUUCGCGUGCCAUGAGGGCGGUUCGCCGGAGUGGGUUUUGGGAUGAGGAUCUGAAAACUUUAGCGAAGGAUUUUAUUCUCAUAAAAACUCGACAGCACAUCAAGCUUCAUUAAAAACUUGAUAUGCUUGAUAGUCCAGAAAACUUUUGUAACUCAUUAAAAACAUGGAUAUGCUAAAUAAUUUCUCAUCCUACACCUUUCUUGCUUUUCAAAUCGAGAGUUUCAAAAUUUUGUCGUAUAGUGUCGAGAAAAUGAAAAAAACCUAUUAGAACCGUGGGUUUUAGGAAACCAAAUUUGGGUUUCUCUAAAUGUUCAGUCCAGAACUAAUUGAAAAUCUUUCAUGAUGCUUUCUGAAUAUGUUUGCGCCAAAAAAAAACAGAUAUAAAUCCUUUUAUUAGAGUAAUUACUAACACAAACACAAAAGCUUUACAAGGUCACAUAAUUCAACGUUUCUAUCAAUUUUUCUCUUCUAUCUCAUCAAAAUGUGAUAUUUUCUGGUUGUGAGGUAUAUGAACUCAAAGUGUAAAACUUUUCUUGCAGGUGGAAGACCUUACAUUCCAAUCAGAAAACGCAAUCCUCAGCUUUGGGCGGAUAUGAUGCGCUACUACGAUCCUAGAUUGGCCGAAGCAAAAAAGAAAGAGCUUGGCUUUGAAGAAUUUUACGACGAUCGACGCGAUUAUGUGAGUUUUUUCCGUGACAGUCAUAGUUCUUAUGAUAUCUUCAGUGGCGCGUGAAAAACCAACAGAUGAAGUUGGAACUCCAAAUUUCUUCUAAUCUCGACGCGAUCGGUUCUGCACAUGUCCUUUCCCAAGUUCAGAACUACGAAAACAGGCUGCUCGAAGAAAAGGUUCAAGUGAUCAAGGUAAGAAAAAAAUCGUGAAUAUUUUCCCAGAUAAUUGUGGGAAAGAGCAAACUUCGAAAUUGAAAAAAAUAGUCACCCUUUUUUUACAUUUUUUUGAAACUAAAAAAAAAAAAAAAUUAAGUUUCACAGCCCGAUCAAAUAAUUUGAUGCGAUUUUUAGGAAACAUUUUAACUGAUAAUUUCAAGUUCUUUACCAACAUUCCCUUUAUAUUGAAAAAUAAAACGAAAAAUUCGUAAAUGAUUUUUUUUGUUUCAAUUGUGAAGCUUAGAAUGAAAUUGUACGAUAAAAAUUUUGAACAUGUUUUUGCGAAUGUUCUAUGACUGUUAAAGUUCACCAUUUAAUCAAAAAUUUCUUUUUUUAGUUUCUAAGUCCUCAAGAAUUAUUGAAAGUGUCAAUUUUCAGUUGGAAGCCAAUGUUUGAAGAUAUUAUCUUCAUUGGCAGGUAAUCAAAGAAAAAGAAAAGGGAUAACUCAGAAGAAGCAUUUUUCUAAUUUCAUUAGGAGGUAUGAUUAAUUUGAUUCUCAUCACUUAGAAAAAGUCAAUACUAUAUUGGAAGGCUAGUCAAUGAUGGCAAAACUCAAAAAAAAAGAAACUAGAAAAUGAAAAUUUUUUUUUGUGCUAACGGAAAUUUUUUGAGAUUUCUUAAACUUGGAUAACAAGGGCAGCAAGAACCAACUUUUCAGAACUCUCUGAAAACGCUGGACAGUCGACUGUCGGAGAACCUCUCGAUGAGCAGGAUGCCGACCCAAGGAUUCCUCGGCAAGGAAAUCACCGAACUGCUCACCGGGAAGGUCUCCCCGGUAAUCCCAGCUGCUCCUGAUUCGCCUGACUUCAGCUACAGCGUUCCUUCUCAUCACAGCAGUCCUUGUUGUUCUUAUGCGCCGCCCAAGUAG
Molecule: messenger RNA, 5071 nt
Organism: Caenorhabditis auriculariae
Lineage: Eukaryota; Metazoa; Nematoda; Chromadorea; Rhabditida; Rhabditidae
Source: the annotation of a GenBank genome assembly